Anopheles cruzii is the source of this 2081-nucleotide messenger RNA. RefSeq lists its product as uncharacterized. The coding region runs from base 14 to 715 and encodes 233 amino acids. The transcript has 4 exons. NCBI's taxonomy places the organism in Eukaryota, Metazoa, Arthropoda, Insecta, Diptera, Culicidae. The record is from RefSeq and is a predicted model, not a curated record.
CUCGGAGCCGAGAAUGUUACUCCAACUGGAAGGAUCCACCAGCGAGCGGGUCACGAUGGUCGAGCGUUUGCAGAGCACUGGGGCCCAUCGGGGAGCUGCCGCCGCAGGGAGCAGCGUGCCCUACGAAGGCACGUCCGAGCCGAAGCCAAUUUCGUCGAAAUUGGGCACCCGGAAUGAAGAGAUCAGCCCGACGACGGCCGGUCGACCAGUCAACGCUAGCAUCGGCACGACCCGUGUGCACGUUACUCUGUCACUGCCGCACGCUGGUGGUGCCACUUCACCAACACUCAGCACCACCGCCAGCAGUGAGCCGCCGGCACGAAAAGUAGACAUAUUGAUCUACCCAACAGUUUCACCGGAAACGAUCGUCGUCCCGAUCCUGUCCUGCAUCGUGGGCUUCCCCAUCUUCGCGCUGCUGGUCAUCUGCUGCCUGCGGCGCCGUGCGAAGAUAGCGCGCGAACGUGACCGACGGCGAAACUUCGACCUGAAGGCGAACACCAUCACGCUGGUGCGCUUCAACUCGCACCACCUUAACAGCCAGCGGUCGAUAUUGCUGCAGUCCAGAGACAGUCUUAGCCGAGGGUAUCCUUCCCUCGACCUCGACACAGUAUACGAGGAAAGAAGUGACACGCACGGUAGCACUCAGUUCGACUCGCCUGCUGCCCAGAUGCUGCUGACCGAUUCGGCCCCGGAAUCGGACACCGACCAUUGCUAGCAGGACGAAAGUCCGAUCCGGUUCCGUGGGGCGGAACUGGUCGGAGUGCUCGAACCGGCGGACCACGUCCGUAGGCCUGCUUCGAUUAGAAGCUCUACGAGCAUCAGUGGAGCGAUCAGCGGUUUGCCGCCACCACUCGGUAGCUAUGGUAACGAUCGCGACGACACGGUGCUGGAUCUGGUGCGUGGCAAACGGAAACGAUUCCGCAACACCAAACACAAACGGUUGGCCGUCUCACACAGCGAAACGAAUCUCACUGGGCUAGGGCGACCUGGUGGUCAAACCGGUGAGACGAACGGGAGUGCCGACACCGCCAGCAGCACCGAGGGACCGAAACGGACCUCCCGAACCGGCAGUUCGUUUAAGACGGGCGCGAAGCGUAAAAAUCUGCAACGACAGCAGGAAGUGUGCGAUGGUAUCCGGGCACCGCUCUGGGCGACGCUGACCCACGCGCAGACAAUAAGCGAUUAUGAAAUUUAAACUCCUUCCGCCGAGCGGCUGUACCGGAAACGCCAACAAGAAAUAUUACACACCAACAGCGGAACAGGGCGACAGUGUCCUGAUUUACGGUUUCGAUUUCGACUGAUACACGCUUAGGGUUUUGCUCCAACCGUGCCACGGAGGAUGCGCGUAGUGCUUUUGUACUCAACAUACACCAUGCGGGCGAACGAAAAGAAUGUUAGUUAUUUAAAAACAAAACAUGCUUUAGCUAAAGGUGUGCCAAUUCUGAUCAGUGUUGUAGCUAAAACGUGAACAGAUGUGUAACGAAUGUUUUCCAAAUCGCAAUAAUAACGUGGAACGGGUCGCGAACGGUAAGUUUUAGACGACGCUAUACGGGCAUAUUUUAAACGGAAACAUCAACGAGAGGCUAACAUGGUGACGAUGAGAACAAAUAACCCUGUUAACGUACUGUACAAUUAUACAUUUAUAUGAAUUAAUUAUAUACAUAUAUAUAUUUAUCGUGUUUACUUUGAUCUUAUCUAAACACUGUUGCUGUAAACAAAAUAACGGUUUUCAUGUACGAUUUGGCCAAGGCUUGUUGUUGAUGAGUAAAACGUUACGAAAUGAUAACAAUACUAUUGCUAAAGUAGAUAUUUAAACCACAAAGCUAAUAAAUAAUUGAGAUUUUUUGCAUUCAUAAAUAAACGAUCGUUGCAGCUAAAAUAUGAAAUAAACUUAAAAAGGCGAGUAGUAUAAACCAAUAAAAAGGACUUAACCGGUGUUAGUUAGGACUCCACGUGGCGCAGCACACAUGUCGGGUCCGAUUGGGUUUCAGAGUGGCAUACACGCGUACCGUGUUUUGCCGUAACAAGCAACUAUACCACCUGCCGGAAGGAAACUAGUUUUACGGUGUGUCGAUGUUCAA